AUGAGAUCGAAGUAUCAUACUGACUUUUCUAACAUUACGAGAAUGGAUUUCGUUUUUUUGGCACUAUGCACUUUUUACUUUCUUGUGAUUUUCCUAUUUCUGUCGAUACUGCAUGGUCAAUAUAACGUUUAUAAGAACUUUAAAAAUAUUCCACAAAUUGACAGAUUUCCUUUUGGUGAGACGUUUGAGCUAAUGAAUCUGUCAAGCUAUGCAUGCACGAAAAGAUUAUUAAAGCAUUUGGAGAAGACGACUAAAGAAGGAAUAUACAUAAAAUGGAUGUUCGGCAAACCUUAUAUUAACGUGUUUAAACCAGAAUAUUUAGAGCUUAUUCUUCCCAGCACUGUAAAUAUUAAAAAAGGGACACACUAUAAACUACUGGAACCCUGGUUAGGCAACGGACUUAUAACAUCUACAGGAAAACAAUGGUUCCACGAUAGAAAACUAAUCUGGCCAACAUUCCAUUUUAGUAUAUUAAAUCAAUAUGCUGUGAUUCAGUCUGAAAAAGCAGAAAUUUUAACAACGUGUCUCGAAAGGAAAAUAGAGAAAAAUCCAAGGAACGCCAUUGAUAUUUGCCCUUUUAUUUUCAAUGCUACUCUUGAUAUUAUCUGCGAAGCAGCAAUGGGUGUGAAUAUACGUGCUCAAGAAGUCGUAACCAAAUAUACAUCAGCAGUACAUAAAAUAUCCUGGUUAAUAACGACACGAACCAUUCGACCGUGGUAUUGGAUUAAUUGGUUGUACUAUUUAACACCUGGAGGAAAGCAAUAUAAGUCAACGCUUGAUACAUUGCAUGAAUUUACGAAACAGGUGAUACAUAAGAGAAAGGCUGAACGGCAAUCACAAAACGGCUAUUUGGAAUUUGAAAAUGAGAACAAUGAAUAUAACAUAGGUAAACGUAAGAGAAAAACGUUCCUAGAUCUAUUAUUAGACCAGAAUGCGAAAGACGACUCUCCCUUGACUGAUGAUGAGUUGAGAGCGCAAGUUGACACGUUUAUGGCUGCGGGACACGACACAACUGCUAUUGCGAUAAUCUGGGCACUCUUUCUCUUGGGCAAUAAUCUCGAGCAUCAGGAAAAAGUUCACAAGGAACUCGAAGAAGUUUUCGGAAAUUCGGAGACACCGGCUAGUGUAAAGGAACUAUCGCGAUUAAAAUAUCUUGAUAGAGUUAUAAAAGAGACGCUCCGAAUAUUCCCGAGUAUACCUUUAGUCGCGAGAAAGCUAACAGAAGAUAUAAAAUUGGGUAACAAUGUCCUUCCGACAGGUCUUACGAUCGGAGUGUCAAUAAUAUUUACACAUCGGAACCCGGAGAUUUGGCCGGAUCCAUUAAAGUUCGAUCCGGAUCGCUUUCUUCCAGAAAACUCAAAGCAUAGACAUCCAUAUGCCUUCAUUCCGUUCAGCGCUGGACCGAGAAAUUGUUUAGGCCAGAAAUUUGCUUUAAUCGAACAGAAAAUCGUGUUGACUGCUGUUCUCAGAAAGUGGAAGGUGAAAAGUGUGAAAACAGUCGAUACGAUCAAGUACGGUGGUGCUCUCACUUUGAAACCUAGAGAGGAAGUACUCAUGCAUUUUAUGCCUAAAAAAUAAGCAGUUUGAUAGCAAAUACAUGCUUUUUAUAAUUCUUUUCUUAUUAAUUCUUUUAUGUACAAAUUGUAUUCUUGCAUAUAUACAUAUAUGCUCGGAUAUGAU
Molecule: messenger RNA, 1680 nt
Organism: Solenopsis invicta (red fire ant)
Lineage: Eukaryota; Metazoa; Arthropoda; Insecta; Hymenoptera; Formicidae
Product: cytochrome P450 4C1
Exons: 11
Coding region: 1-1578 (525 amino acids)
Molecular function (GO): heme binding; iron ion binding; monooxygenase activity
Source: RefSeq, a predicted model, not a curated record